UAUCCAACCCGUUCUCAUCAAUAUGCGUAUAAAUAACACGACUUUACACUUUCAAAUAGCGUGUAAUGUAUACGCCAAAUCCCAUUUUUGCGUGCAUAUGAUACGCCAAUCCUUUCCAUUCACUUUGAUAGAGCGCAAAUGCGUCUCAAUACCACGCAUCCUCUUUAACGGAAUUGACGUCACCAGCAGAGCUCAGUUCACUAAUAGAUGAUUUCACCUGAUGCGCAUCCAUCUUUAAACAGUACAAUGGCAAGUGUUAACAAAAACAAACUCGAAGCUGUUCUUAUGCUUGGGGAUGUAUUUGUUGAAGAGAUACAGAAAUGUAACCGCGAGUCACAUACUCCGAAGCCUGAAGUCACAAGACCUAAAGUGACCUGGUGGAAGAGGGACUGUCAUGGACAACGCGUGACCACCAACAAACGGAGGAAAAAAGAGUCAUCUACUGUUAGUACGUCUCCAUGUGCAAGUUCCUCCAUCACAGCCUCAUGUACUAGCAGCUACCAAUAUUCUGAUUUUAACAUGCAGAGGCUUGAGGACAUUCUGCAGGACUCUGAGAGCAUUGAUGUUGAAAAUCUUGCUCCACAGCCACCAAUGUCCAGUUGGUCUGAAAGGCAGAAAGGGGUCCAACAAUGUUGGCAACAGGCGAGGCCACAAAACCUUGCCAACUUGUUGACAGCUGAGAACAUCGUCCAAAUGACAUGUAAUCACUGUCACAAGAAAGAAGCCAUCAUUCGUUGUGGGGAGUGUUUACCAUCUGAGUGGUUUUGUGCAGAGUGUGAUCAACUGGUACAUAAACGCCACACUCUGCACAGUAGGCAAACCACAAUGUAUGGUUUUUUUAAGUACAUCCCUCCAACAGAGUUUGUGAAACUCCAUGAUGAGAAAUACAUCAUCUGUGAACAAGAUUGUUUGCUGCCAACAUCCUUUCCUCCAAGGAUAUGCUCCUGUGACACUGGUGAUGUUGCAAUCUCUGCUGGUAGAUCCAUCAUACUGGUUUGCAUAAAUGGCCGUUACAAUCUUAAGAUCCCGGAGCUUACAUGCAAACAUUGCAAUAAGCAAUGGGCCCCAGCAGUCAGUGACUUAGUAAGGAGUGGUUACUGGCCCGCUACCAUGCAAGCACAGACACUGUUCCACCGAGAUCUGUUCCAUUCCUUUGAGGCUAUGAAGACAGCAGCUCCAGGAAUGUCAGUAAAAGCCUUCACAGCAAUGUUGGACCAGAGAACGAGGCAAUUUGGAAGAACUGGCAAAGUGAAUGUAGAUGCUUUUCAGAGGAGCUUUCUGCAAUACGUGUACUGCAACUCUGAAAAGAACCAACUUCUGGGAAAGGAGCCAUUUGUCUGUCCAGCCUGUAGCCCUGACAUGGUGGCUGUUUCAGUUGAUGGUAACCGAAAACUCUACAGGUUCCAGAAAACAAACCAGAGUGAAGAGCCAGGAUUCUUUGAUGGAGUGUUUUUAGCCCAGGACUCUGAGGUGUCCAAUUUUGUUGAGGAAGUCCGGGGGGCUGUCAAAAAUAUUGCAGGAAAAGCGAUGUGUGGGGAAUCCCACUGGAGAGCAGCAAGAGAGACAUCAAAGCAGGCCAACAAGUUGGAUGAAGAAGGAGUUGAAAUUGCUGUGUGCAGGCAUGGAUUCUUACUCAAAGGUCUGAACAUGUAUAGAGGAGAAAUAUUUGCGUAUCCAAUGUUUCUCCAAAAUCAGUUCCAGGAUGCUACGUUUUUGGCUAUGGAUGUGACCUGCCGUUAUGUGCCAUAUCUGGAGAAGGUGUCAGAGGCCCUGACUCAUCUUCAGCCUCUUCGGAAAAUGAAACAUUGCUUGUCCGUUAUGCAUGCCAAAGCCCACAAUACAAAAUGCGAGAUUCUGUGGAAUGCGAGGAACCAGGAAGGUGCGGGAACCACUCUUGGUGAAGAAGUAGAGCAAGUAAAUAGUUUUCUUUCCAGAUGUGCUCUGACCACAAAAUAUAUGACCAAGUCAGUGAGAACUGAUAUGCUUACUGUCCAUGCAACUGGGUGGAAUCGGCGUAAAGAGAAUGGCCUCCACAUUGCCUUGUCUUCCAGAUUCAAAAAGACCAUAGAAAAGACUUUGGAUGCAACAGAGAGCCUGAAGAAUAUGAAGGACCAGUUGCAUUGCUCUGAUGACAUGUUAAAACAGUGGGUUGUUGAUGUAAACCAGUGGGCCAGUAGUGGAAAUACAGGAGCCACUCAUGUUGAUGCUCGUGGUUUACAGAUCUCAAUUGAAGCACUCUUUGUCAGCAUUUGUCAGAAGAAACACUAUCUUUAUAGACAAAAUGACGGUGUCAACAUUAUUACUAAGAAGAAGCUCUUUGACCAGCUAAUGCUUGUCUCACGACUGACAGAAGAAAAGGAGAUCCUUGUUAAGGAAAUGAUGCAGCACUGUCAGUACCUUAAAAACUCUGUAGCAAAGGUUCAGUCACUGAUGGCCACUGUUUCAGAGUGCACACAAACAGGAAACUAUCCAAAUGGAUUCACAGAGGAUGGGUGCAAGGGCCUCCUCUCUCUACUCAAGAGAAGACUGCAAGACCUCAGACUCAAACAGCAGACUGUGGCAUGCACAUAUAGAGGCAUUCUUGAAAAAACUCCUAGGCUACUGGAAGAGGAGGAAUUGGAAAUAGAGGAAGAAAUGGACUGGCAAAGUGACCUCAGCUCUGAGGACGAAGACGAUGAAGAAUUGGGGACCCACGUAAAUUGAAUUGGAACUCAAGUCGCAUGUUUGUACUUUGAUAACUUAAAAAGGUUUCUGGAGUUUUGACAGAAGUUCCUGUGUUUUUGUAAAUAAGUUUGUGGUUAGAUUUGUUCCAGCAGACAAAGGAAUUUAAAUUGAAUAAUUUUAUUUAUUUUAAGUUGACAUAUGAAGAGUUUCGUUGCAAAACAAGAUAGCUCUAUUUUAUUUUUUUUUUUUCAGAAAUCUAGUUUUUUGGUUGUGCAUUCCAAUUAAUAUCAAUUCAACUGCAGUUGGUUUGUUUUGAUUUAAACCUUCAUAACUUAAAAAUACAGCUAAGUAGCACCAUAAAACAAAAUAAUAACAUGAUAACAUAAUAAUAAACAUGUUUUGACAAAAAUGUUAAAAACGGAUUUAUCUCGUUUUGCAACGAAACUCUUCAUAUGAUGAAAAUCUAGACUUUUUCCAUGUUUAAGUGCUAUAAUUGCAUCCCCAGUGCUUCUAUCAACUUAGAAAAUGUGAAAAAGAUCAACCCAGUAACUUUUGGUUACUGGUUUUGGUAAACCAUUCUCUGCAAGCAUGUGAAAAAAAUAGGUCAUUGAAAUUUGGCUCUCCUUGUGAUGUCAGUAAGGGAUCUUAUUAAAAUAAUACUGCCCCUUAAUCUGCACUAACCACCGCACUGCCAUUUAGUGCAGAGAUCAUUUGCAUUUUAAAGGACACAACCAAAAACAGCACAAUUUAUACCUACAAAGUGGCAAUUUUAACAUGUUAUAACUAUUUGUGGAGUAAUUUGAGCUAAAGUUCAUAUUUGACAUUUUAAAAAGUCCACUUAAGUUGAAACUGAUUAUAGAAAUAUGCACUUGUUUACUUGGUUUGUUGUCACCAUGCUUUUUAUACUGCUGUAAUUAUCAGUAGCCAUAACCAGAUGUUAUUAUUGUUUCUGUUUUUUAAUUUUAUCUCCACUUUUGGUUAUUUUGAUUGGUAGUCCACGUUGUACACUUUCUCUCACAUGUAGGCCCAUGAAAAUGAUUCUGCAUACCAUUUCUUGUUUUAUUUAAGUUACUGGAAUUGUAAUUGGGCUACACAUGUUUAUAUAUUAUAACUGAUAAUAUCUGUAAAUAAUUGCUUUGUGACAAUACAAAUAUAGAUUUACUAAUAAAAUA
Paramisgurnus dabryanus is the source of this 3836-nucleotide messenger RNA. RefSeq lists its product as uncharacterized. The record is from RefSeq and is a predicted model, not a curated record. NCBI's taxonomy places the organism in Eukaryota, Metazoa, Chordata, Actinopteri, Cypriniformes, Cobitidae.